UUUUUUUGCCUAUGAACUGCACAUAAAAAGGUUGUAAGCAAGAAAAUAUAUUUGGUAAAACAUAUAAUUUUUUAAGUUUUUCUCAUCAGCUUUCAAUGUCAAUCACCAUCUUCACAACCACAUUUUUCUCCUUUGAUUCCGUACAAAGGCAACUCCAUUAGCCCAGAGCUGUUUUUCUAUAUCUGUUUUCUUUUUUUUUUUCUCUUCCUUUUCCUUGGAAAAUCCCGGAGAAAAUAGUUGGGGAAAUUAGGGAGGUUGAAGAGCAAAAUAGAAAAGGAGUUUUGAAAUUUUAUCUGCAGCAAAAGUGGAGCUUGGCGAUUUGUUUGAUCCGAUAUCUAUCUGCAUUGUGGAUAUACACAGGUUCUUACAUUGAUUAUGCGGAUUUUUUAGGGUUUUGAAUCAGGAUUUGUGGGGUUUGGAAUUGAAAUGCGAGGAACAACUCUUUUUUCUUGACUUUUAUUGAAAAUCAAAUUCGUCUGGCCGUAGCAAAAUUUUAUAUUUUGGAUGGAUUGCACUAUUGUACUUGAUUCUCAUUUAACUUGCAGCUGAGGGUUUAUAUUUCUUAUCACCUUUCCAAUUGCUUUGCAGGUCGUCAUCUAAUUCUUGAAAUGCUGUGCAGUUUUGUUUAAAGUGUAUCUAGAUCUGCUUGCAUGCAUUACAGAUUUUAUUAUGACAUUUAGUGGCUCCUAUAGUUGCCUGCCUCUAUGGAAUGAUUCCUCCACAAAGCGCUGAGUAUGUAACCCAUAAAAAUAACUGGAGAACUGGAAAGCUAUGCAGUGUAUUUUAUCUUAUCUUAACAAAGUUGGGCAUUCAAAUGAUACGAAUCUGGCUGGCUUAUCUUUGGCUUUUGUAGUUUGAAAUCAUUGUGGUGUGUGGUUGUGUUUGCUAAUUAUUUUAAUCUGUUCUCUAAAUUAUUCGGCUUAUCCCUCUUCAGAUCUUAGUUUUUUGUGUUCCUCCUAGAGAUUAUAGGCUACCUUGUGCAUUGCUCCCUGCUUUGGUUGGACUAAUUAUUUAUUAUUACCUUUCAAAUUUAUUUUCAUCUCAUAAUUAUUUUUAUAAAUGAGCUUUAUUUGAAUAAUGAAAUUUCAGUUCUGUAUGGAUUGUUGAACUUUACAGGCACUUGUCAAAUUUGUAAUGGAUCCACAGUCAGAUACUCAUGUGAGCGAAAAUGGGGAGUUGGGUGGUUUAAGUGAAGUUCGCAACGGCAGCGUUUCUGGCAGGAUAGAAGCUUUUAAUUGUCUUGCUGGAGGGAAUAAUAACUCUGAUGUCCUCCAGCCAAAGCGUGGUCAUUGUGGAGAUGUCCCUGCUUCUAAGAUUACUGAGCUAAUGAAACUGGGUAAUUUGGAGAAUGCCUCUACACAUUCACUUUUUGGCGUGGUCAAUAAAGUUCUGAAUGAAAGUAUUGAGAGAAAUGGGGACAUAACUCUGCGUGUCGCAUCUGUGCUGAAAUUGGUCGUGCAAGAAAUUGAGCAGCGGGUUUCAAAACAUGCAGACAAUAUGAAGAAGCAAAGCAACCUGUACAAGUCGCGUGAAGACAGGUAUCAUACAAAGAUCAGAGCAUUAGAAACUCUUGCAACUGGAACUAGUGAAGAAAAUGAGGUUGUCAUGAACCAGCUUCAACAGAUGAAGGCUGAGAAGACUAAAAUUGAGGAGGAGAAGAAGCUUGAGCAGCAGAAUUUAAUUAAAAUGAGGAAAGAAAAGGACAGCUGUGUGAGUCAAAUUUUGUCGCUUAAUGAAGAGCUCGCGUUAGCCAAAAAGUCGUUUGAGAAGGAUCUUCUUCAGUUGGAAGCUAAGGCUGAGGAUACAAAAGAAAAACUACAAAAGAAAAUACUGGAACUUGAGUGCCUUCUGGCUAAUUCAAAUAAGAAGGUUAAAGAGCUCGAGGAAUUUUCAGAAUCCAAAUUUUUGCGAUGGAAAAGAAAAGAACAGGGUUACAGGCACUUCAUUGAUUCUCAAUCUGGAUCCAUACGGGAACUAAGAUCAGCAUCUCAGUCCAUAAAGCAAGAGGUCUCAAAGAUCAAGGAUUUCUAUGCUGAAGAGUUUUAUCGUUUUGGUCUGAAUAUCAAAGGCUUGAUCGACGCUGCACAAAAUUAUCAUAGCGUGCUUGAAGAAAACCGGAAAUUAUAUAAUGAGGUCCAAGAUUUGAAAGGACAAAAUGGAAAACAAACAACCAUGCAGUAUAUCGGUGAGAAUGGAGAAUUGGUUGUUAUGAACCCCUCAAAACCAGGAAAAGAUAGUCACCGUCUUUUCAAAUUCAACAAGGUCUUUAGUCCUUCAGCCACCCAAGAGGAUGUUUUCCGAGACACUCAACCAUUAAUCAGGUCCGUCCUUGACGGGUAUAAUGUCUGCAUAUUUGCUUAUGGUCAAACUGGUUCAGGGAAAACUUACACAAUGACUGGACCGGAUGUGUCAUCAGUCGUUGACUGGGGAGUCAACUAUAGAGCACUGAACGACCUCUUCAACAUCUCCCAGACAAGACAUAGCUCCAUUGAGUAUGAGAUUUGUGUCCAAAUGUGGGUACUUCUCAUUGUUUUCUUUGACUUGCACACACUUGGGAUCUGGAGUAUUUCCCAACCAAAUGGGUUAGCUGUGCCUGAUGCUAGCUUGCACCCUGUUAAAUCAACAACUGAUGUAUUAGAGCUGAUGAAUGUUGGAUUAAUGAAUCGGGCUGUAGGUGCCACUGCUCUGAAUGAAAGAAGUAGUCGAUCCCACAGUAUCCUUACUGUUCACGUCCGCGGCUUGGAUUUGGAGACAAAUUCUGUUUUACGCGGCUGUCUUCAUUUAGUUGAUCUGGCUGGGAGUGAAAGAGUCGACCGAUCUGAAGCAACAGGCGAUAGAUUGCGUGAAGCACAGCAUAUAAACAAAUCUCUGUCGGCUUUGGGUGAUGUGAUUUUUGCGCUGGCUCAGAAAAGUGCCCACGUGCCGUACAGAAAUAGUAAAUUGACUCAAGUUCUUCAGAGCUCUUUAGGUGGCCAAGCAAAGACUCUCAUGUUUGUACAGCUCAAUCCAGAUGUAGAGUCAUUCUCAGAGACUAUAAGUACCUUGAAGUUUGCAGAGAGAGUUUCUGGUGUUGAGUUGGGUGCCGCCCGAAGUAACAAGGAGGGUAGGGGUGUCAGGGAGCUCAUGGAACAGGUAGCUUCCCUAAAAGACACUGUUGCCAAGAAGGAUGAAGAGAUUGACCGAUUACGGUCCCACAAAACUAACGGAAGCACCGAACGACUCUCUUCUCUGAGCUCAGCAGUGUAUGGAUCAUCUGCCUCCCCAAGAAGGCAUUCCAUAGGCGGGGCCCGGCCUACCCAGAGGCCAUCAGCCGCGAAAGAUGCUUCCGGAAGAGUCCCCUCCGAUUUGGACAACAGCUCUGAGUAUAGCGACAAGCACUCUGAGGCCGGGUCCCAGCAGUCGAUGGAUGAUUUUAGGCACCACAAGGAUUUCUUCCGACAGUCGAGACUUGCUGCUGUGGGUGGCGAGAAGCUUCCCGAGGACAAUGGUUUGAAGUUGGAAGUUGCGGGGCAAAAUGGUCCGGAUGAGGAUGUUGAGCUUUUGGGGCUUGGAGAUGGUGAUUCGGAUGAGAGGCUGAGUGAUAUUUCAGAUGGAGUUCUUUCUAUGGGGACGGAGACUGACGGCUCUAUUAACAGUAUUGUCGAGUAUACGCUUUUCCCGGAGACUGCCAAGCCACCUCCUGAGCCUGAUGUGCCAGCUAAAAUUCCAAGGCCGCCAAAGCAGGGUCAAGCGUCAUCUUCUCGGCCGUCUAUGAGCAAAAGCACCUCUAAAAUUCCAAAUUCGAAAAAGGCCACAGCUAGCAGCAGUUAUUCUGCAAUUAAACCGUCCAAAAGGUGGCAGUAAUUUAAACAGGCACAGACAUUUUGAAGGACGUUGUUCGUAAAUUAGAUCAUCAACGGGCACGAUGCGCUGGCUUGCCCUUCUAGGUAUUAGAAUUCGUUCUAGUAAGAAUUAGGGGUUUGCUAGAAAAUCCUUAUUUCGUGUUGUAAAAAUUUUAGAUUAGACUUUGGUGGAAUAUACCCCCAGCCUAUGAAUGAAAUAUUGAAAGAUAUGCAGAUGGUGUUCAUACAAGUGAUGUGCUAUUUACUCGUAGCCACAAAAAUGUACUAAGCCUGCAAUAUUUGAGUUUCCCCUGCUACUGUGCUCUAAUGUUCUAAGUGCAAUGCGUUUGUUUUGUUAAGAAGCCCUUUAGUAGGUGUGUGGGUUUUGAUAUGCUAGAAGUUAUGUUUGUCAUACAUCGAGUUUUGCUCUUCGCACCUACCCUUUUGCCAAGUUUUGAUAUGGCCUAAGUUUGAGGGAG
Messenger RNA from Striga asiatica, 4300 nucleotides. NCBI's taxonomy places the organism in Eukaryota, Viridiplantae, Streptophyta, Magnoliopsida, Lamiales, Orobanchaceae. The record is from the annotation of a GenBank genome assembly.